CCUGAGCCCGAUCGUUGUUCGAAAUUUGACUUGGAAGGUUACAAGCAAUCGAGAAUAAGCAUGCCUACUACAUUGAAGGAGUUUGAGAGCGUCUGGCCGCGCAUUGUGGCCGACCUCCAGGACCACUGCAAAGGCUACAAGCUUCCCCAGCAGUCUCUUGAUUGGUUCACCAAGUCUCUCGACUACAACACAGUCGGUGGAAAAUGCAACCGUGGUAUGUCAGUUAUCGACACUGUCUCCAUCCUCCGCAAUGAGAUUCUGGACCCCAAGUCUGAGGAGUACUUCCGCCCUGCUCUGCUUGGCUGGAUGAUCGAGCUGCUGCAGGCCUUCUUCCUCGUCUCGGACGACAUCAUGGACUCCUCCAAGACCCGCCGUGGCAACCCCUGCUGGUACCUUGCACCCAAGGUUGGCAUGAUUGCCAUCAACGAUGCCUUCAUGCUCGAGGCCUCCAUCUACCUGCUGUUGAAGAAGCACUUCCGCCAAGAGAAGAGCUACAUCGACAUGGUUGAGCUGUUCCACGAAGUCACUUUCCAGACUGAGUGCGGCCAGCUGUGUGAUCUCCUCACUGCUCCCGAGGAUGAUGUCAACCUCGACAACUUCAGCCUCGAGAAGUUCACUUUCAUUGUCAUCUACAAGACCGCGUACUACUCCUUCUACCUCUCGGUUGCAUUGGCCCUCCACUACAACGGAAACGCAACACCAAAGAAUCUUCAGAUCGCACACGACAUCCUGAUCCCUAUGGGCGAGUACUUCCAGGCCCAGGACGACUAUCUUGAUGCUUUCGCCGACCCAAAGACUCUUGGCAAGAUCGGCACUGACAUCCAGGACAACAAAUGCUCGUGGCUUGUCAACCAGGCGUUGAAGAAGGUCACACCGGAACAGCGCAAGAUUCUCGAGGAAAACUACGGCCAGAAGGACUCUGAGAAGGAAGCCAAGGUAAAGGCACUGUACCACGAGCUUGAGCUGCAGAAGUUCUAUGAGCAGUGGGAAGAGGAGCGUGUUGCUGAGAUCAGAUCGAGGAUCGAGAAGGUCGAUGAGAGCGAAGGCCUGAGGAAGGAGGUCUUUGAGGCUUUCCUUAAGAAGAUCUACAAGCGCAGCAAAUAAGCGUCGUUUUACAACAGGUAACCACGGAACAUAGCGCUAUAAUACCGC
Molecule: messenger RNA, 1152 nt
Organism: Macroventuria anomochaeta
Lineage: Eukaryota; Fungi; Ascomycota; Dothideomycetes; Pleosporales; Didymellaceae
Exons: 2
Coding region: 61-1104 (347 amino acids)
Biological process (GO): trans, trans-farnesyl diphosphate biosynthetic process
Cellular component (GO): cytoplasm
Molecular function (GO): (2E,6E)-farnesyl diphosphate synthase activity; dimethylallyltranstransferase activity
Source: RefSeq, a predicted model, not a curated record